Molecule: messenger RNA, 1045 nt
Organism: Chlamydomonas reinhardtii
Lineage: Eukaryota; Viridiplantae; Chlorophyta; Chlorophyceae; Chlamydomonadales; Chlamydomonadaceae
Exons: 6
Coding region: 29-928 (299 amino acids)
Molecular function (GO): zinc ion binding; ubiquitin protein ligase activity
Source: RefSeq, a predicted model, not a curated record
CCACAGGAUUCUCCACAACCUACACGCCAUGCUGGACCUGGGGCUCUUGCACGAUCAGGCGGAGCUGCAGAAGCUUGCGGAGGCGCCAAAACUGCCCGAACCACAUCCGCGGCACGAGGCAAAGCGCCGGCGCGUGAAGGAGCCGCAGGAGCCCACGCGGAAGUUGGAGCCCCGCCACGCGAAGGCCCCUAAUGGAAGCGGCGGUGCCGCUGCGGCGGCCGCGGCUGCAGCAGGCGAGCCCGGCGGCGGUGUCCAGACGCCGCGGCGGCAGCUCCCUACCGCCGGGAGCCGCAGCCGGCAGCACCAAGCCCAUCCGCCAGCCGCUGAUGAUGAGGGUGCCGCCGGCGGGAGACACGGCAGCGAGGAAGAGGACGCGGUGGGGAACCGUGCCGCGCAGCAGGCGAAGAAACUUCGGGAGCUUGAGGUGCAAGGGCUGGCGGCGUUUGAUGAGGACAGCGCCACAUUCAAUGUGUGCGGCUCCACUGGGAACACCUACACGGUGACGCUAAGCAACGGCAAGCCCCACUGCAGCUGCCCCGACCACCGGUUUCGCCGCCACGACUGCAAGCACAUUAAGCUGGUGCUUGCCAAGCUGCGGAUCCAACGUCGGCCGAAGGACUGGUUCGAGGCGGUGCAGCGCCUGUCCACCAGCGGCGACUCAGUAACAGGCAGGUUGGAUGCAGCAGAGGCAGCACAGGCGGCGGAAGCGGAAGCAGUUGAGGCGGUGACGGAGGUGACGGCAGCUGCUGAUACGCAACAGGGCGCAGCACAGCCCGCCACUCCUGAUGUGGCGGGCAAUCCUGGGAGCAGUGGCCGCGCCCGGGCCGCCCGUGGCGGCCGCAGCCAGCAGCGGCGGGGGGCAAAGGAUGGGAGUGCGCGGCCGCGGCGAAAGGCCAACGGCAACAAUAGCGAGAGUGGCGAGGCGUAGAUAUAGCUGGGAGCCUGGGGCGUGUGCCGGCAAGCCGGUGCGUGGCCUAGUUCAUCCCAUCGCUGCAAGCAAGCCUGACCAUGUAUGCCAGGAUGCAGUCGCAAUUAAGGACACAUU